AUGCCAGAGUACCACACCGUCUACUCUGAACGUGGCCGAUUACGAUAUCUACCCGACCACUUAGACACCCCCAAGAAAACCUACCGCGGCAUCUUUGCUGGCCGCAAUCGCAGACCGCACCGCAUUCACAUCGCACACGUCGGUCCUGAUCCGACUCUAUUUCGCAGCCAGAGGCGUCAGACGACUAGUCAGUCGUACUUCACAGAAAAGCUGGCGGCCCCACGCGACGGCGCUAAACGUUUCCUACGGUCGUUUAUCGACACCCACUUUUCCUCCAAGCCCGAAACUACAGACAUACCUACCCCUCAAUCAUCGACGACUCCUACUAGCAGCAAUCGCAACUCGGUUGCCUCUGUUCCAGAACCACGCACCGCUGACAUGCGGUCGCUCACGAGGAAUUCUGGCAGCGGCGCAGUAGGCGCAAUUGGAGGCACAUUGGCUGCAGCAGGCAUGCCGAGACCAUCAGUCGCCGAGUCACAUUGGUCUUCCGGUCGUGCAUCUGCAAAGAGCAUAAUCUCCAAUGUCAAGAGCCUGCCAGAAGAGAAGCCAGUGGCUUCAGGUGGUGGCGUCAGUGUGAAUGUGCAACUCACAGAGCCGGUUCUGUUUCUACGGGGCUUCGAGCAAGCCGAGCAUGCGGAGCGAAGUACAGCUAUGCUCCGUGGAACACUAUGCUUAAAGAUCUCGAAACCUGCGAAGUUGAAGGCUGUGACGCUCAAGUUCAGAGGUAAAGCGACGACCAAGUGGCCAGAAGGCAUUCCUCCAAAGAAGGUUGAAUUCGAAGAGGUUGAUACUCUGAUGAGCCACACAUGGCCAUUCUUUAACUCUCAAUUCCCCACUGCCGAGAACGGUACUGGUGCAGAUCACGUGGAACUCUACAAGGGCUCUAAUGGAUUGACUGGAUCGCCAAACAACUCUUCGCUGAAUUUAACGACAAAAGAGGCCAAGAGACUAUCGCUACAAGUCAACCAAUCGCGAAGCUUCGGUAAGGGCGACACCCCUGGAGGCGGCCCCUCGGUAGCACAGAAGGGUUACAGGACCUUUAACCCCGGAGAGUACAUGUACAACUUCGAGCUGCCUUUGGAUAGCCACCUUCCCGAAACCAUCGAUGUCGACCUUGGUUCCGUCAAGUACGAGCUGGAAGCGACUGUAGAACGCGCUGGCGCCUUCCGCACAAACCUCAUGGGAACAAAGGAAGUUACCCUGAUCCGCGCGCCAUCAGAGGGGUCACUAGAGCAGGUCGAGCCUAUUGCGAUCAGCCGCAGCUGGGAGGACCAAUUACACUACGACAUCGUCAUCUCCGGCAAAUCCUUCCCACUCGGCGCUCAGGUUCCUAUCGCUUUCAAGCUGACCCCACUGGCGAAAGUGCAAUGUCAUCGUAUCAAAGUGUUUGUCACGGAGAACGUCGAGUACUUCUGUAACAACAAGCGAGUGCAUCGAAUGGAGCCUGUUCGUAAGGUUCAGCUGUUCGAGAAACGGGCGGAUGGCCCACCGACCAGUACAUUCCCCGGCAGUACGAUGCGGAUAGUGUCUGGAGGGGGUGUCCCCUAUGACCAGCGGGCAGCCGCUUCUCGAGGCGAGGACGUGCAGGUGCAAGAUCCCACCAACCUACUGGGUGAUCUUGGAGGAGAUGCAAACAUCGGGCCUACAGAGAUGGAGUUCAAUGUGCAACUGCCAAGCUGUCACAACCUCAAAGAGAAGGACAAGUCAUCCAAGUUGCACUUCGACACCACGUACCAGAACAUACAGGUGCACCAUUGGAUCAAGCUUGUCAUGCGCCUUUCGAAACCGGACGCCACCGACCCGACUAAGAGAAGGCAUUUCGAGAUCUCGAUCGAUUCGCCCUUCCAUAUCCUUUCGUGUCAGGCUACGCAAGCCAACACAGCACUCCCAGCGUACUCGUCGCCCGAACCUGCCCUGAGCGGCACACGGGUACCCGAGUGCGGAUGCCCCAAUGCACCAUCCCGGCGCAACUCACCGACCAGCUUUGUACCUACAUUGAGCUCUCUGGGUCGCUCGAGAGGGAACUCGGACGCCGUACUACCAACUCCAUCACCAAAUCUCACCCGCCCGCAAGCAGCACACAUCGGCGGGCCGAAUGACUCCACGGUGCAAAGACCCAUUCACCUCAUGCGCGUACCCUCUUUCAACCCACCCGCAUUUUCGGAAAUAGAACCACCGCCUCCUCUGGAAACCCCACCUCCUCUAUACGAAAGCAUCGCAUCGCCGACGAGUGGUCUGGCCGAUUACUUCUCCCGUUUGUCUGAUGCAUACGACGAUUCUGACAGCGACCCCGAGCGCAACGACCGAGCGCGCGUCGAGAUCCCCCUGACGCCAGGAGGUCGCACCGCCAGGAGUAUGGACGAGCGCCGAACUUGGUUGCCUGUCGGCCAUUGA
Messenger RNA from Alternaria incomplexa, 2394 nucleotides. RefSeq lists its product as uncharacterized. Gene Ontology annotation, molecular function: protein-macromolecule adaptor activity; ubiquitin protein ligase binding. The record is from RefSeq and is a predicted model, not a curated record. Bases 1 to 2394 code for a protein of 797 amino acids. The transcript has 3 exons. Gene Ontology annotation, cellular component: cytosol; cytoplasm. Gene Ontology annotation, biological process: ubiquitin-dependent endocytosis. Lineage: Eukaryota; Fungi; Ascomycota; Dothideomycetes; Pleosporales; Pleosporaceae.